Myotis davidii is the source of this 1491-nucleotide messenger RNA. RefSeq names its product apolipoprotein L2 (gene APOL2). Gene Ontology annotation, molecular function: lipid binding. NCBI's taxonomy places the organism in Eukaryota, Metazoa, Chordata, Mammalia, Chiroptera, Vespertilionidae. Gene Ontology annotation, cellular component: extracellular region; membrane. Gene Ontology annotation, biological process: lipoprotein metabolic process; lipid transport. The transcript has 5 exons. The record is from RefSeq and is a predicted model, not a curated record. The coding region runs from base 439 to 1458 and encodes 339 amino acids.
GAUCCCACUGUCUGUCUGUGGCAGGUCUUCCUUCUAGCAACCUGAGGGAGGCAGGAUGGGCUGAGCGGAGAAGGACCUGGGAGGUCAGACCUGGGGGUGCUCUAAGGUGUCAGCAGGCAGAGCAGGGCUCGCCUGGCGCAGUGCAGGUUCUGUAAUGUGGUUGAUCUUGAGCUUCUCAGAACCUGGGCAUUUGCUUUCGGUUUUGCUUCCCAGACACCUUGGACCCAGAAGGUGCUUGUGCAGACACAGCUGCGGAGUGCAUGUGCACAGCUAAGAACAAGUGGGUCUUGUCUUAAGUCUUCCAGAGGGAGAUUCUAGGACAACGGGACUGUCACUUGGCUUGGAGUGGGCUGGAGUGAGGGUGAAGCGACACCUCCUUCCAGCUGGACACAGACUGGUGAGCUGAAGGGGAAACUCUGAGAUCCCAGUGCUGACACCAUGACCUCAGAAGCUGACGGGAUCUGCCCAGAUGGCAAAGACUUUGUUGAUGCCAUUGAGUAUUUAAUGGACCCAAAGGACAAAGAGAAACUUCAGCGCCUGCUGAGUGAUGAAUCCUGGGAGAGAUUUGUGGCUGCGGCCAAGCUGUCCAGGGAUGAGGCAGAUGCACUCUAUGCAGACUUGCGCGAGCUGGAAACACUCGUGGUCAUGGAGGCCGAAGACAUGCCCUCAGUAGACCAGCUGCAUGGGGAGAGCUUUAUGAAGGAGUUUCCUCAGGUGAAACAGGACCUUGAGGAACGCAUACGAAAGCUCUACGCACUGGCUGAUGAGGUGGACAAGGUGCACAGGGACUGCACCAUCUCCAAAGUGGCGGCCUCUUCAACCGGUGCUGUGUCUGGCAUCCUGACCAUCGUUGGCCUGUCUCUGGCACCUGUGACAGCAGGGAUUAGUUUGGUGCUUUCGGCAACUGGGAUGGGACUGGGGGCAGCAGCUGCUGUGACCGGUGUGACCACUGGCAUCGUGGAAGCCUCAAAAAACGCGUCAGCAAAAGCAAAAGCCAGGCACCUAGUGCCAACUGGCAGUGACACAGAGAAGGUGGUUGAGAAGGUUCUAAGUCGCAACACACCCAAAAUUGCUUUCUUAGCACCGAAGUGCUUCCAGUCCGUGAAAAAUAUUGUGAAGAAUGCCCGUGCCUUCAACCUGGCCAAAUCCAAUCCUGUCUUAGCAGCUGAGGCCACAAGCGUCAUGCACACAGGGGCAGUGUCAGCCCAAGGUGGCAACCAGCUGCAGAAAGCUUUUGGAGGCACUGUUCUGGCCAUGAGCAAAGGAGCCAGAAUCGCUGGUAUCGCCGCUGCAGGUGUUUUCCUUCUCAUAGAUGUAGUGAACAUAGUGAAAGAGUCAAAGCACUUACAUGAGGGCGCAAAGGCUCGGUCAGCUAAAGAGUUGAGGCAGCUGGCCCAGGAGCUGGAGAAGAGAUUGGAAGAACUCACCCGCAUUCACGAAAUUCUACAAGGUCCCUGACUUCAUAAUCCCCAGACAGAGCAUGGAGAAGGG